AGUCGGACGUGCCCGCGGAGCUGCGAGUUGCCAACGGGUCGCAAAAGUUCGUGAACUUCACGUCUACCAUCCAGAAUCAGCUGCUGCUCGUGUCCCUGCUGGAGCACCUCUGCCACAUGUACACACACAGCCCCGUCCGCUCCAGGUGGUUGUUCCGCAUCCUUCGUCAAGCUUUCACAAGAACAGGGUUGCUCUCCCCUUUUGCCUUCUGUGAUGAAUUUAGUACUGUGAGACUGCAGCAUAAUAGAGCCAUUACUGAGCUAAUGAGAGCAGCUAAUCGACAAAUACUUAAUGGGGAACUUGAUAAUGGAGAUUCUCAUGCAAUUGGGGAAAAAGAAGUUAUCUUUGAAGCCCAGACUUCACGGUACUUGAAUGAAUUUGAUGAGGUUGCAAGGCUGGGAAAAGGAGGAUAUGGUACAGUAUACAAGGUCAGAAACAAGUUAGAUGGCCAGUUCUAUGCUAUUAAAAAAAUUAACAUAAAGAAAGCUACAAGAAGAGACUGCAUGAAGGUGCUACGAGAAGUUAAAGUGCUGGCUGGGCUGCAGCAUCCUAAUAUCGUAGGCUAUCACACUGCUUGGAUGGAAUAUGUGCAAACAGUACACCCAAAAGAUAAAACAAUAAUGGACCUGCAGCCAUUAUCUUUGGAGCAAGAGAGUGGCAAUCAUUACUGUCACAUUCAGAGUGUGGAAAGUAGUAGUUCAAUUAUCUUUGCUGACCUCACUUCACAAGAAAAGAAGUCCUGUGACAGCACUGCCCUUAGAGAUCUGGGUAGUGAACUGGUGCAGAAUAUGGACAUAAGGAAUGAUUUUACAAACGGCAAUAGUAAAGAGUGUUUGCAACCAAAUAUAUGUGAAUUAUCCAUGGAGUUACAAGAAGACUCUGUAAGUAGUGUUAACAGUGGAUCAACGGAUGUGACAAAUCAUUCAGCACGGGGAGCUCAUGCUGGUCUGCACCAGGAUGCUAGCACGGGAAGCGAGUCCUGCGCUGAAGAACGCUCCAGGAGUGAUGUCACGCUCUGCGGAGGGUUCGAGGUGGAGUAUCGUUUGAUGCUUCAUAUACAAAUGCAACUGUGUGAAAUAUCCUUGUGCGAUUGGAUUGUUGACCGCAAUAAAAGAUGCAACGAGGAAACUCCCAACUUUCACUUGGUUUUAGGUCCGUACCACAUUGUAGAUGUCUGCCAGACAAUGAAGAUUUUUCAGGCGUUGGUAGAAGGCGUGUGCUAUAUCCACAGGAUGGGAGUGAUGCAUCGAGACAUUAAACCCAGAAAUAUCUUUCUACAUGGAUCAGAUCAACAUGUAAAAAUAGGAGACUUCGGAUUAGCCUGCAAAGACCUUCUCUGGGAUGAUGCAGACCAGUGGUUUAAGGCAGAAAGGACAAAUGGAUUGACACAUACUUCAGGCGUGGGGACUUGCCUCUACGCCUCACCAGAACAAUUGCAGGGAUCCCACUAUGAUUUCAAGUCAGACAUGUACAGCAUGGGGGUUAUCCUGCUGGAACUCUUCCAACCAUUUGGAACAGAAAUGGAAAGAACAGAAGUUCUUAUACAUUUAAGGAAUGGCCAAAUUCCUCAUACUUUCUACCAAAAAUGGCCUGUUCAAGCCAAGUACGUGAAACUCCUCACCAGUCAGAGAUCUACAGAAAGACCAACUGCUGCUCAGCUUCGGGAGAGUGAAUUAUUUCAUACCUCAGAACAUGUUAUUUCUAACCUGCAGCAGAAGGUGAGACAGCAGGAGGAAGAAAUAGAGAAGCUGAGAGAGAGAAUAAGACUGCUUUCUGAAGAACAAGAUGAACAGACAAGACUGGGCUCUCCUGUCUGAAUAUAGGAAGAACAAACCUCUAUUGUAUGCUAAGUUAUAUAAAACUGUUUUUUAACAAAAAAAAAAUUUCAGUGCAUUUUUA
Molecule: messenger RNA, 1899 nt
Organism: Eurypyga helias (sunbittern)
Lineage: Eukaryota; Metazoa; Chordata; Aves; Eurypygiformes; Eurypygidae
Gene: EIF2AK1
Product: eukaryotic translation initiation factor 2-alpha kinase 1
Exons: 14
Biological process (GO): protein phosphorylation
Molecular function (GO): ATP binding; protein kinase activity
Source: RefSeq, a predicted model, not a curated record